AACCAAAUGUUUCUGUCAGCACAACAAUCUGUGGUGUUCAACACACAUUUUUGGAAGUGGAUUAAAAAAAAUUCCAGCAUAGCUUGUGUGCUGCAGCUCAUUCAAGAUGGUUGUGCCUGUCUACCUUGGAAGCAUGGUUCUGUUUUGCCUGUUAAGUGUAGCAGUAAACUCUCCAUCUUUUCCAAGAGGCCGCAGCUAUGGCUAUGUUGAGAGUGGACAGCGUCUCACUGAGGAGCCCCAGUACUACAGAUCUGCACAUCACCCUAGCCAGCAUGACCAGGUCCACAGUUCCUCAGCCUGGAGUAGCACUUUUCCUGCUGACUUCAGGUCAAAAGGUACUCCAGUAGAUUUCCGCCUAGCUAUUCCCUUCCAACGCCUCUCAAGUCCACUGACAACCUCUACCAGUAGUCCUGGCUCUAAUCAGAAAGGCGGCGCCCCUAGUGCUGGUCCUGCUCAGGGUGGCCCAGACCCAAACCAAGAUGAGUCUGCCCCCAGUGGCUCUGACACCCAGAGAGAAGUUUCCCAUAGCCCCAUUGGAAAGAUCCAGGGUGUAAAGGGCCGUUGGGUUUUUAUCCCAGAUAAGAUGGAGCCCACUAAUUUUGCCAAAACCCAGACUGGAAAGACCAACUCUCCCAAACCCAUCACUGCCAUUUACCCUAUUCCCUUAGCCACUGGUCCCCCCCAGUAUGGGACAAAUCCCAGUGGCUAUUACCCACGUGCUACACCUUUCCCCAUGUAUUAUCCAAACCCAACUUCUUCAGUUUACCCUAUUCCAAUGUGGUAUGGUCCCACUCAGGAUGUUAAGGUUUCCAGUGGUUAUAACCCAGGCCAGGUAAAGCCUCCCACCUCUAACUUUGGCAAAGGACAAAUUGGGCAAGCCAUCUCUCCCAAACCAACCACUGCAGCUGGUCCUGCACCGGUUGGCUCAAGUACCCCUCAGCCUGGAAAUGUUCCCAGUGGACAUUACCAAGAUCUGAAGAACCCCACUUCCACCCAUUUUGGGGGACCCCAGACUGGAGGAGGACAGGCUGGUAAGAAACCCUCUCCUGUCCAGACAGGAAGUGAACCUGAUUCCUCCAGAAUGGAAAGCUCUCAAAACCGCAGACCUGCACCCCAGAGAUAUACCCCCAGCUAUGGCCCUCCUUAUAGUGUAGGUGGUCAAUAUACAUAUAAACCCCCAAUACCAAUCAAACCUGACCCUGUGCCCACCAAUGUUGGCUAUGGACAAAAUGGAGGAGCUCCUAGUGAUUACUACUACUCGGGUCAGGAAAACCUCUCCCUGGGUUAUUUUGGCAAAAGACUGACUCAACAAACUAUGCCUCCAAAACCUACCGUUGACCCUGUGCCCAAUACCUCUGAUCCUACCCACUAUGGAAACGAUUUCCUAGUUCAGACUAAACCUUCCAUCUCAAAUUCAGGAAUAGGCCAGGCUGGUAAGAAACCUUCAGUCCAGAAAGGUAGUGAACUUGGUCCCCCAAGCCACCAAAUAAGACCUGCCCCCCAGAGUUAUACCCCCAGCUAUGGCUCGCCUUAUAGUAUGGAUAGCCAAUAUACAUUCAAUCCCCCCAGUCAGAAAAAGCCCUCCACCUCCCAUUCAGGAAGAGACCAUGAUGGUAAGAAACCCUCUCCUGGACCAAAUGCUGGCCCUGUUUCUGAACUUGAUCACUCCAUCACAGGAAGCUCAGGCAGCAGACCUGCACCACAGAGUUAUACCCCCACCUACGAUGCUCCUUAUAGUGUUGGUAGCCAAUAUAACUUCCGAAGGCCAGUCAAUCCUGACAAAACAGACUAUCAUCGAGACCCUGUGCACUCCAAUGUUGGCUAUGGCCAAAACGUAGCUCCUAGUGGCUACUACUACUCUGGUCAGGAACAACCCUCUACCAGUUAUUUUGACAAGGCACAGACUGGACAAACCAGGCCUCCCAAGCGUGUCGUUGAAGCAAAACCUUACCCCAGCCAACCUGCCUCGGCACAAAGUACAGCUGACCCAAGUAAAACCUCUGCUGCCCAACCUUCUGCCAGCCCUUACAGUAUGUAUGGUCAGUAUAAUUAUCCAAGGCCAGUAACACCUGACCAGAAUAGAGGAGCUUCUAGCGGCUACUACUUGGGUCAGCAGCAACCCUCCACCAAUUAUUUUAGUCAAGGACCGACUGGCCAACCCAUGCUUCCCAUAUCCAUCAUUGAUGUGGACCCUGUCCCCUAUCCUACCCACUAUAGAACCUUUUACCCAGGGCAGACCCAACUUUCCACCACCAAUUCAGGAAGACGCGGCCAGGUUGGUAAGAAUCCCUCUCUAGGUCAGCAAGGUAGUGAACAUGGUUCCCCAAACCGCAAAUACAGCAGACCUGUGCCCCCUACUUAUAGCCACGUCUAUGGCUCCCUUUAUAGCGUAGGUGGCCAAAAUCCAUAUAACCUCCCAAUGCCAGUCGAACCUGAACCUGUGCCCACCAAUGUUGGCUAUGGCCAGAAUGGAGAUACUCAAGAACAGCCUGAACAAACAAUGCAUACAAAACUGACUGUAACUGACCUUGUGCCUAAUCUGUUUCUUACUCGGCAUGGAAACUAUUACACAGGUCAGAAACAACCCUUCACCCCCAAUUCGGGAAUGGGCCAAGCUGGUAAGAAACCCUCUCCUGCUCCAAUGACUGAACCUGUUUCUGAUAACGGCCAGAGAGGUAGUGAACUUGUUUCCUCCAGCUAUGAAAGCCCCCAAGGCAGCAGACCUGCACGCCCACAUUAUAUCCCCAGAUAUGGCGUUCCUUAUAGUGUUGGUAGCCAAUAUAACCUCAGAAGGCCAGUCAAUCCUGACAAAACAGACUAUCAUCGAGACCCUGUGCACUCCAAUGUUGGCUAUGGCCAAAAUGUAGCUCCUAGUGGCUACUACUACUCUGGUCAGGAACAACCCUCUACCAGUUAUUUUGACAAGGCACAGACUGGACAAACCAGGCCUCCCAAACAUGUCGUUGAAGCAAACGCUUACCCCAGCCAACCUGCCUUGGCACAAAGUACAGCUGACCCAAGUAAAACCUCUGCUGCCCAACCUUCUGCCAGCCCUUACAGUAUGUAUGGUCAGUAUAAUUAUCCAAGGCCAGUAACACCUGACCAGAAUAGAGGAGCUUCUAGUGGCUACUACUCGGGUCAGCAGCAACCCUCCAUCAGUUAUUUUAGUCGAGGACAGACUGCCCAAACCACACGUCCCAUACCAAUCAUUGAUGUUGACCCUGUCCCCUAUGCUUCUACCCUCUAUCGAACCUAUUACCCAGGGCAGAUCCAACCUUCCACCACCAAUUCAGGAGGAGGCCAGGCUGGUAAGAAACCCUCUCCAGGUCAGCAAGGUAGUGAACAUGGUUCCCCAAACCCCAAAAGCAGCAGACCUGUGCCCCAUAGUUAUACCCCUGGCUAUGGUUCCCCUUAUAACGUAGGUGGCCCAAGGCCAGUAACAUUUGCCCAAACAGACUAUUACCCUGUGCCCUCCAAUAUUGGCUAUGACCAGAAUGGAGGAGCGCCUAGUGGCUACUACUCCUCAGGUCAGGAAAACCCUUCCACCAGUUAUUUUGGACAAUCCAUUCCUCCCAAAGCUUUCAUUAAAGCAAAACCUUACCCCAGCCAACCUUCCUCUGCACAAAGUACAGAUGACCCAAGUAGGAACUCUGCUGUCCAACGUCCAGCCAGCUCUUCACAGCCCUGGGACCACAAAACUGCUUUGGAAGUCAACAUGGUUGUACCUUUUCACAGUGGCUUAAACCCAAAUGCAGCCAACCAGUUCGCCCAGAUUGCCAGUGAUUCAAGCAACAUGAAGGCUGAGAGUGGCGAAGAACCUAGUCCUGUCCAACCCACUCCUGCAUCAGCUGAAGGUGGUGACAUCCCCAGUGAAGAGCCUAGUCCUGUCCAACCCACUCCUGCAUCAGCUGAAGGUGGUGACCUCCCCAGUGGUGAAGAGCCUAGUCCUGUCCAACCCACUCCUGCAUCAGCUGAAGGUGGUGACCUCCCCAGUGGUGAAGAGCCUAGUCCUGUCCAACCCACUCCUGAAUCAGAUGAAGGCGCAGGUCCCAGAGGAUUCAUGCCACAAAUACUUCCUCAGAGAAACUACGCCCAGUCCUGGAGUGGAAGCUCCCGUGGUGAUGUCGUUCCAGGAAGACCUGAAUUCAGGAUGAAUUAAGUGCAGGCUCUGCGAUCUCCUGACCAUGAACUUCAAUUCUCUACAGCACUUUGAUUACCAAUAAAUAAUUAAAUAUUUCACCGGAA
Coregonus clupeaformis (lake whitefish) is the source of this 4245-nucleotide messenger RNA. RefSeq names its product trithorax group protein osa. The transcript is spliced from 4 exons. The record is from RefSeq and is a predicted model, not a curated record. Lineage: Eukaryota; Metazoa; Chordata; Actinopteri; Salmoniformes; Salmonidae. The coding region runs from base 107 to 4159 and encodes 1350 amino acids.